Pogonomyrmex barbatus (red harvester ant) is the source of this 895-nucleotide messenger RNA. It is a transcript of the gene Coq7, whose product is annotated as ubiquinone biosynthesis protein COQ7, mitochondrial. Gene Ontology annotation, cellular component: mitochondrial inner membrane; nucleus. Gene Ontology annotation, molecular function: 3-demethoxyubiquinol 3-hydroxylase activity. NCBI's taxonomy places the organism in Eukaryota, Metazoa, Arthropoda, Insecta, Hymenoptera, Formicidae. Gene Ontology annotation, biological process: determination of adult lifespan; ubiquinone biosynthetic process; regulation of reactive oxygen species metabolic process. The record is from RefSeq and is a predicted model, not a curated record.
UCUUGGGCGAGCCUGCGCGAUGCACGCCCGCCCGAGCAGACGAUGCGAAAUUCCGCGAUUUUCGCGGACGGCGCGGACGCCGUGCGCGGCCGACGCCGUGCACCGCUCGCUUUGGCGCCGCGUUCGCGCGGCUAUCGCGCCAGCACUCACCCUUUCCUCGUAGAAAUCCGAACAACGACAGCACCCGUAAAACAAAAUGAAAAAUAGAUUAAAAUGUUGCGUGCCGGAGGACUGGGAGUACGACUAGCCAGCACAUCAGCAGCCACAAGCGCGUCUGGAAAAGUUCUGGACUCGAUAAUAAGAGUCGAUCAUGCCGGUGAAUUGGGAGCAGACAGGAUAUACGCCGGGCAGAUGGCUGUGCUAAGUAGGACAGCAGUUGGUCCGACCAUACGGCACAUGUGGGAUCAGGAAAAGCGGCACCGCGCUAAAUUCGAGGAGCUGAUACGCAAGUACCGGGUCAGACCCACUGUUCUUACCCCGCUAUGGAACAUUGCCGGAUUCGCCUUGGGUGUCGGUACCGCUCUCAUGGGCGAGAAAGCGGCGAUGGCGUGCACCGUGGCGGUAGAAACUGUAAUUGUCGAGCAUUACAACGAUCAAUUGCGCACACUGAUGGAAAACAACGAGAAGGUGGACGAAGAGAUACUCGAGACCAUUAAGAAGUUUCGCGACGAGGAGCAGGAGCAUCACGAUUUGGGCAUAGAUCACGGCGCCGAGCAAACGCCGCUCUACGAAGCUCUGACGAAUGUAAUCAAAUGUGGCUGUAAGAUAGCUAUCUCCAUCUCUAAAGUGAUAUAAACGUGUCUUCGAAUAUUAGAGAGAACAUUUAGACUUUAGUAUUGAAGAUGUUAAAGAUAGAUAUUAACAUGUAGGAAAUAUAUAUUAAUUUAUUAUACAA